Messenger RNA from Saccostrea echinata, 4766 nucleotides. Its product is annotated as ubiquitin-like modifier-activating enzyme 6. The record is from RefSeq and is a predicted model, not a curated record. Lineage: Eukaryota; Metazoa; Mollusca; Bivalvia; Ostreida; Ostreidae. Gene Ontology annotation, molecular function: SUMO activating enzyme activity. Gene Ontology annotation, biological process: protein sumoylation. Bases 107 to 3157 code for a protein of 1016 amino acids. Gene Ontology annotation, cellular component: SUMO activating enzyme complex; cytoplasm. The transcript is spliced from 36 exons.
GAUCUUUAUGAAGUAAUCAAAAUUAUUGAAGUCUAGCAGUAUUUCUAUACAGAGUUUGAGUGCUUGGUGUGAUUGCGUAGUCUCUAGGCGGCAUCCCAAACAGGACAUGGAUCAAGGGGUAGAAAUAGACGAUUCUUUAUAUAGCCGGCAGCGCUAUGUUCUAGGGGACUCUGCUAUGAAGAAAAUGGCUAACUCAUCAAUUUUGAUCUAUGGAAUUGGAGGUUUAGGAAUUGAAAUUGCUAAAAAUAUAGUCCUUGCAGGAGUGAAGAGUAUAACCAUUCAAGAUGGCAAACCAGCAGCGAUUCAGGACCUGGGGACUCAGUUCUUUCUGAGGGAGGAGGAUGUGGGCAGAAACAGAGCUGAGGCCAGUGGUCCCAGGUUAUCUGAACUCAAUCCAUAUGUGUCUCUCAAUGCUCUAACUUCGAUCUUAGAUGUCAACACAGAUCUCACUUAUCUCAAAAAUUUUCAGUGUGUGAUAUUGACAGAGGCUCCAUUAAGUGUUCAGAUUCGAGUGAAUAACUUCUGUAGACAACAGACUCCUCAGAUCAGAUUUAUAUCAGCUGAUGUUUUUGGGGUGUGUUGUGGCACAUUUUGUGAUUUUGGAGACAGAUUUGAAAUUACGGAUAUAGACGGAGAAGAACCCAAAGAGGUCUUAAUAGAAAAAAUAAGCAAAGAUAAUCCUGGAAUAGUGACAUGCUUUAAAAUUAAAAUGCAUGGAUUUGAAUCUGGAGACCAUGUGACCUUUAGAGAAAUUAAUGGAAUGACAAAGCUGAAUGGUUACACCUGUCAAAUUAAAGUGACGUCACCCUAUACCUUUGAAAUCUGUGAUACAUCAGGACAAGACUUUGCUCCUUAUGAACAUGGUGGUAUUGUCAAGCAGGUUAAAGUGUCCAAAAUGGCAUCAUUUAAAUCUUUAGAACAAGAAUUAAUGAAGCCAUCACUUCUUGUCCCUGACCUUUGUAAGUUUGAGGCUCCUAAUAAUUUGCACUUAGGUUUUCUAGCUCUCCAUCAGUUUUAUGAGAAAUUUAACCGAUUUCCAAAUGUUUGGAAUGUGGAGGAUGCCAAUAAUAUUAUAUCUAUUGCUAAUGUCCUGAACACUCAGCUAGUCACUAAGGUAACUGAUAUAGAUGAGGAAGUUUUAAGAAUUCUGUCGUACACCAGCCUGGGUUGUUUGGCACCGUUGUGUGCGGCUCUGGGAGGAUUUGUAGCACAAGAGGGAAUCAAGGCAGUCACUGGGAAAUUUACACCUUUACAACAGUGGUUGUACCUGGACUGUAGAGAAGUUGUACCUAAGGAUGAUGCAGGUGCCCCUGCCACAUUUACACCAAGAAAUGACAGGUAUGAUGCCCAAAGAAUAUGUCUGGGACAGAGGAAAUGUGACAAGUUAGCUCACCUGAAACUGUUCAUGGUGGGCUGUGGAGCCAUUGGUUGUGAGAUGUUGAAGAACUAUGCUCUCUUAGGGAUAGGAAAAAAACAGCAAGGAUGUAUAACGAUAACGGACAAUGAUUUAAUUGAGAAGUCCAAUCUGAACAGACAGUUUUUGUUCCGACCAGCUGACAUUCAGAAACCUAAGAGUACUACGGCAGCAGAGGCAGUCCUAUAUAUUAAUGCAGAUCUGAACAUAGAGGCACAACAGCAUAAAGUUUGUCCUCAGACAGAAGACAAAGUUUAUAAUGAUGCCUUCUUUGAGAACCAGAACCUUGUAGUCAAUGCUUUGGAUAACAUUGAGGCCCGGCGCUAUGUAGACAGUCGCUGUGUGACCAAUCAGAGAGCACUGUUGGAGUCUGGAACUCUGGGAACUAAAGGUCACGUCCAGGUCAUCGUUCCUCAUAUGACAGAGUCGUACAGCAGUCAGAAUGACCCUAGAGAUGAGAGUGUUCCGUACUGUACUUUGAAGUCCUUCCCUGCAAAUAUUGAGCACUGCAUACAGUGGGCUAGGGAUAAGUUUGAGAGUUCGUUUACUGGGAAGCCGGAUUUGUUUAACAAGUUCUGGAGACAGAAUGGAGAAGUUACUGAUGUUAUACAAAAACUGAAAGAUGGACAAUCUGUAGAUGGCGCUGUCCAGGUUAGUAAAAUGGUGGCCAACAGGAGCGCCACCUGGUGUCAGUGUGUACAGCUGGCAAGACUCAAGUUCCAGAAAUAUUUCAAUCACAAGGCAAAGCAUCUGCUUCACAUGUUCCCACUUGACACAAAAAUGCAAGAUGGCUCCCUAUUUUGGCAGUCUCCAAAAAGACCUCCAGUACCUCAGGAAUUUGACAUACAAAACCCUUUACAUUUCCUAUUUAUAGUCAGUACAGCUCGUCUCUAUGCAGGCGUGUUCAGUAUUCCAGUUACCUCAGUGGACACAUCAUUUGAGACGAUUAAGUCAGUUUUACAAAACAUGAAAGUUCCUGAAUAUAGACCAACAAACAAGAAAAUUGUCACAGAUGAGUCAGCCUCAAAGCCAUUAGAAGAAACAGGAAGUGGAGAUGAUCUGUUAGAUGCUGCUAAUCGUCUGCAGUUGACACUGAGUGAAGCAGACGUCACACAAGUACUGAGUCCAAUGAAUCCAGUGGAAUUUGAGAAGGAUGAUGACACAAAUGGACACAUUGACUUCAUAGCAGCAGCAUCAAACCUACGAGGAGCCAUGUAUAAGAUAGACAGUAUAGACCGCCUUAAAGCUAAGAGGAUUGCCGGUAGAAUUGUUCCUGCAAUAGCCACCACCACAGCUACAGUUAGUGGAUUGGUGACAGUGGAGUUGAUAAAAGUGAUGGACAAUUUACCCAUAGAGGUGUACAAGAAUGCCUUCUUGAACUUAGCCCUACCAAUAAUUGUAUUGUCAGAACCCGGGCCAGUCGAGAAAACAGUCAUCAAGGAAGGCUUGACUGUGACAAUGUGGGACCGGUGGGAGAUACGUGGAACAGCUGAUUUCACGCUUCAACAAUUUUUGCAACAUUUCAAGGAUAAAUAUGGUUUUGAGGUUACCAUGGUCAGCCAUGGAGUAAAAAUGGUGUUUGUCCCAUUCAUGCCUGGUCAUAAAAAACGACUGCCACAGCAGAUGCUGAAGCUGUUGAAGCCCUCACCUAGUCAGUCAUACAUGGACUUGAUCAUUAAUCUAGAAGGAAGUGAAGACGAGGAUAUAGCAUGUCCACCAGUUCGUUACUACUUUGGAGUUUAAUGACAGCUGUUCAUAGGAACAUUUUAGUGCUAUUUUAAUUAAAAACUUUUGAUGAGGCCUAAGAAAAAAAUUGUUUGUUUAUGUUAACUUUACUGCUCCUAAUUCUGUUUGCCAACGCAUAUAUUCUUUUGGUUGUAAAAUGUCUAUAUUUCCUUCAAAGCUAUAGGUUCAUAGGUCGUACAAAGUCACUUUUUAGUGGCCUGUUUUAGAGCUGUUGCAUCAGGUAGAUUUGAAAAAAAAAAUUAUGGCAAGAAGAAAAGAAAUUCAAACUGACUUAAAAAAAAUUUCCAAGUUAUGCCUUUAUGUAAAAAUAAAAAGAAAACAACUAGAUACUCAUCGCCUAGGCAAUAACAGGUCUUUCGUUUUCUUGACUCCUUUGGAAAAAUAAAAAAAAAUUAUCAAUUAGAGAAAUCUAAAUGAUUAUAAAAGACAUUUCAAAGCUUCCAAAAAUAAAAACAGGUAAAAAAAUGUCUUCAUUUCCAAAUUGCUUUCCUGUUUUCUUUAUUUACUUCCGGUCAGGACCUGAAGUGCCCCAAACAAAUAAAAAGUUCAUUCUGCACCUAAAUUAUUUACAACUGAUCAUCCCUAAAAAGUUUCCAUAAAAAAUACUUAUGUUUGAAACAACUUCCGUUUUUUUGGCUGGCACUUCCGACGAAAAUAGUUUUCAUAGACUUGACCUUUCUAACAUCAUAUUAGCCCAAAAUAUCUCUAAAAACAAAAGAAAUUUGAAAAAUUCACUUUUUUGCAUCACUUAAUUUUUUUGGCUGGCACUUUUGACGAAAAUAGUUUGUAUAGACUUGACCUUUCUAACAUCAUAUUAGCCCAAAAUAUCUCUAAAAACAAAAGAAACUUGAAAAAUUCACUUUUUUGCAUCACUUCCUGUCGAGACUGGAAGUGACGGCAACAUUUGUUUUUUACAUGAUGUGAAUUAAGUUGAUGACUGACUAUCAUUCCUGAAAGGUUUUAGACUUUAGUCAUGUACUGUUGCUGAGCAACUGUGUGAACAAAAUCUCAUUAUAAGGACAUGCAGGAAAACACGCGACCAGAAGUGAAUUUUACAAAAAUAUUCAAUAAUACUCAAUAAUAUAUAAAAAUCAUCUCAAUUACUUUUAUUUACAUAUUUAUGGGGAAGUUAAACACCCAAAUUUUUCUCUUAUAACCAGAUGUCUUUUUUGUUUCCGAUGGGACCAACAUAUUUCGAAACUACAGAUGUGAGACGGAAGACUUUCAUAAUAAACACUACAAUCACUAUAAGGUCUUUGACUAAAAAAUGAGAAACAAAAUCCUGCCUAUCUACCCUAUUUUUUUUUUACUAACUUGCAAUAGAAACAUGCAUACUUUUUUUUCUUAGGCCUAAGUAACUUAACAAAUUUCUGUAUUUAAUUUAUAUACACAUUUUUACAUUAUUGAUAUUCUCCAUACACUGCAAGUGCACUUACUUUUGUAUUCAAAAUAUGGUGCUUUUAUUGAUCAUGGAUAAUUAGGGUCAAUAUGAAUUCACACUUCUGGUUAAGGCACAAAAUUUGCCACAAAACUUAAGUGCACCUGCAGUAUAUCCUGAUGAGUACUAGUAUCUUGAAUAAAAAUGAUUUAUGAAAUCUCUGUUUAA